Molecule: messenger RNA, 3834 nt
Organism: Perkinsus marinus ATCC 50983
Lineage: Eukaryota; Perkinsozoa; Perkinsida; Perkinsidae
Exons: 13
Coding region: 1-3834 (1277 amino acids)
Source: RefSeq, a predicted model, not a curated record
AUGCGAUUACGUUUCGUUAUUCUUAUGCGAUUUGGUGAGUUUCCCAUUGUUCGCCGUUGUUGCUCCCACAAAUAUAUUGAGAGUGGACCUUCCUCAUCUAGGAGUGUAGAUUUUUGCCGUGACGAAUCGCCGGUGAUCCGGCCUGUACUAAGGAGAGUUGAAGAGCCUGCAGAGGACGUAGGAGUCCUCUGGUCUCGGGCCGGGAGGACCUCUUCUCAAGACCUCUUAGCCGUGCCUCUCUAUUCUACUGCUAAUGGUGACGUACUACUGCUCUCAAUCGAUAAGGAAGGAGACCCCUCAGUGGCCGUGUACAGACCAAAGUGUGGGCUAUGUGAAGUACCGUCUUGGCUGUGGAAGCCGCCGAGCCGUCUGGUGGGAUCAGGCAACUCCGUCUCCUGUGUAGGGAAGCUGUGCAUGGGGCAUGUCGAUGGAGCCAUGGGUAUUGGCUUAGAGGCAUGGUGCUCGACUGAAGAGGAGGUGGCUAUUUUGCAGGGAGGAGUGGUACGUACAAGUCAGGGCGGAAGUAUGGACGUCUUCACGAUCGCGGGAUGUCUGGCAUCAAAGGAAUCGGUAUCAUUGGAACCCAAGUUGAGCCGUGCUCAAGGUGGGAUUUCGCCAAAGUGUGGUAUCAAACUUGCCUUGCACGCAUGCGCAAAGCCCGGUGGCGGUUCAAUGUAUUACUGCAAGGAUUCCCGAGUGUACCACUCCUCCUCCCAUAGAGUCUGUGGGAGAUGCUCUGAAGUUGCAGUCAUCACGGUGGAAUCCGGUGGCCUAGUGGUAACUCUCAAUGGUGUCGACUUGCUGUCUCCUCUAGUACACGUCAUAGAGGGUAGUGUGAGAGAAGUGAUUGAUGACGUUGCUGUUCGGGAUCAUCAGGUUGUCGUUGCGGUCAAUGGUGUGGUCACGAUCGUCGAUUUCGAUACCUUUAUAGCAUUCCAUGAGGCUCCCUUCGUACGCCACAUCUCCCUUAUCAACCCCAUAGCUAGCCUUGCAUGGUUCCCUGGUUAUUGGAGUGCCAUUCUAUCGACCUCUCGUCAAGGGCACAUAGCAGUAAUCGACGCUAUCUCCUGUGAGCUAUACACUUUGGGCUUGGACUUUCAACGGGGGGCUCGAAUAUAUCCCUAUCGAAUGGGCAUUUGUAUUGAAAAAGGCAGCCAAGUAGAGGUUUGGGAAGUCCCGAUAUCGCUGUGUGAUGUGUUCACUACCCUCAAAACUGGAACGCUGGAAGGGGAUAUAUUGCCUCGCAGUAUCAUCAGAGCCUUCCGCUCGUCCCCAAGUCGAGUCUAUGCGGCGGCUCGGGAUAAUGGCUUAGCAUUGUCUUAUUUGCAGAGGCUUUGGAGAGUACCUGUCGUGAAGGAUAGGGAGGUGUUGUGUGCCCUAACUCAGCCGUCCAGGAUUGGGAGCAUAUCGGAAGUCCAUAAAGCGGUCUCGGAAGGCGAGUUCCAGGCUUUUGCUAGGAGGAUGCUCGUCUGUCUCCUCGGCAAUCUUCCGGCUCUCAAUGACUCUGCAUGUGACUUCACAGAGGCCUGUCCACGACGGAUUAGGAAUGCUUAUUUACUACGUCCUAAGGCAGCGGACGUCGACAAAGUGGGACCUCGAUGGGAGGACCUCAAGGGUCUGGAUAAGGCGAUAUUGUCGACCGUUGAGGAAUUGCUGGGAAAGUUGAAUGACGUUAACGAAGAGUUGUGGGAGCCUUUAUGGGCUCUACGUAUUUACUGCUGUCUGAGGUUCCGUAAAGACCUCUCUUACCUUGGCCGCGUUCUGGGUGUUCAUCCUCGCCUAUUAUUUGGUGGUAUUAGGAAGGAACAAUCAUUCCUUGUACGCAUAUUGGAGGAUAUCCCCCCAGAGAGUAGUGGUUUGGGACGGUCCUUGGGUCCUUAUCUUGAGCACUACCAUUGGAUCCCCUCCCUACGACAACGAGGGGAAGCAGCCAUAGCCCGCCAUAGAAUACGUCUCCAUCCUGCCGGUGUCUUGAUGAGCCGGUGUGAGUUGAGGAACCAAGACAAGGCUUUCCAGGCCUUCAAGGGAGUGGUCUGCCGUACACUACUAGGGAAGGCUCCUCCUCUGGCAUAUAGGACAGAUCUUCGGACGACUCUCAUUAUUGGAACUAGACCAGCGGCGCUCCGAUGUCCCGAUAAUUGCGGGGCAAGGACGACAGGUGUGUGCCAACUUUCUAUGGCUAUGAUCCUGUCCCCUAGCGUGCCCUCGAUCCGCCCUGAUUCGGUGAAAUCAUACAAAGCCGAGUCGAUUUGCAGUGGUGGUGGUGGUGGGACACUCGUUCACAUUGGAGAGGAGGGUACGCAGAAUCUAGAUGGCAACGAGUUGUUACAGAUGAACUUGAGAAGGAUGUUCGAGGAUCGUAUUCUCACCGAUUUCACAAUAGUCUGUGAGCUCUGGCCUCCCGUUUCCAACGUGAAGAAGGUAUGUGGAGUCCUACGGCAACAGCUAUGCCAACCACGAGCCACUAAUAAAUUAGAAAUACAUCAGAAGUUGAAUGUGAUGAAGGCUCUGGUACGGUUCAUGUACUUUGGUGGUCUUGCCGGAGACCAUCUCUCCCUCUCCGCUGCCGAUACACUGAGUGUGUUGGCUGAAGCAAGGAACCUUGGUAUUGAAGCCUUGACUGAGGAUAUGGUGGCUCAGGUCAUACUGCCAAAGCUCGACCCGCAUAAUUGCCUAUCGAUUCUGCUACAUCCAUCGUUGGCUUCCUUACCUUCCAUCUCUCGAGAGGUGUCGGCUUAUGUUGGUCAGCAGUUGCCCCGUCUACUCCACACUGAUACUCUGAGGAGGAAGUUAUUGGACGGCAACCUGUCCCAGUUUGUCAUGGCUCAUGUGCUUGGCCCGGCCUCUCAGGCCAUCGCCACUGAUCUAGACUGCGAGAGUGUUGUCCGCUUCGUUACGGAAUGGGCUGGUCUGGACUCAAUCUGUGAUCUUCUAAGGCAGUGCAAAGGGUGGCAGGAGUGGAGGCAAGCUGCGACAGCUGUUCGAGGAAAGUUUGCCGAGAUCGAUGUACCCAUAGUUGGCUGCAUUCUCCUUGGUCCCUUGGUGUGUAAUCAGACCCUGCCCGGCUAUUCCCCUCCUGAGUCUACGGCUUCGGCUCAUGAAUGGUACAUCCCUAGUCUCCGUGCCCUCCUUCCUGACAACACUCCAGGAGGCGCCGCUGAGUCGGGGGAAGCAGUACGGGUCAUCAAGGGUCAAUUCUUCUCCUGGGUAGUGCGCCUUGACAGAGCUGACGAGGGCCGUAUCAGAAUCGUAUAUGAAUCGGCCGACCUGCGUCUACCCAUUAAGAGCUCAUUCGCUGAGAGGCUAUGUGUUAAGCGCUUCCCGGCAGCCCAGUUCCAAUGGGAGGUUAGUGCGGUAUCGGUGCCGUCCGGCGCUGCUCCAGGCAGAUCAAGACCACCACACCAUCAAUGGCAGACUGUUAUGAACAGCGACAGGCCGCCAGUGUUCAUAUGCUUCCCAUCUGGCGUUAAUCUCCAUUGGAGUGAUCAUCUUCCCCAUAUUCACCCAAAUCGACAAUCGUUUCGUCUUCCACCAGGCACCACCAUCCCAAUAGGGGUUCCACCAGGUGAAGAUGUGGCAUUGUCUGUGAAGGCUAACCUUGUUGAAAUACCAUUGGUCUCCCUGAUACUCUACUACUUCUCUGCUGAUCUCAAUACUACAGUGCGUUCAGAGGAUAUCCUCAAUCGCUUGCCCCAUAUGGAGUUUAGGUGCGUGAGUUCCUUCUCUCUGUUCCAGCAGCAGCUUGUGGCAGGAGGCGGAGGCAACGGCGGGGGUUCGGGGAUCGGUGGGACCACUAAUCUGAGUAACCUGUCAGCGUUGAAGUCUCACGAGUAG